AACCAAAACCCUAGAAGGCCCACGGCCACCGUGGCACCGUGCCGCCUCCCCAACCUCAGCGACUCCGGCGGUGGUCGAGUCGAGCCCGCUAGAAAUCUUUCUGCUUCGGUUCUCUGCUUGCAGCGAUGAUGGACAGCUCUUUGCAAGUCUAGAUGUGUGACCUAGUACCUAAGAAAGAUUAAUGCAUUGUGGCCUUGUACCCCCCACUCAAGUUAGGACCAGCCACAGGUCAUAGCAUUUUGUGCCGGCCUUCGAGGCCUUAAUGUUUCUGCGUGUAAUUGAUCGACCAUCCAUUGCCAUCCUCAGGAAAGGAGACCGGGACUAGGGUAGCUGCAUGGCUGCGACCUGCUGAAGAAUUGAGCAAAGCCAAGCACCCUAGCUUCUUAGAUUUCUAAGCUGGCAUGCAAUGCCGAUGACAGGGACCUACUCUUUGGGGAUUCUUAGGAUUCAAGUAUCCUUCACUGGUCACUUUUUAAUGUUCUGAAAGGGAGAAAGGGGAAAAAUACAGAGAGAAGGGGAAAAGGCCACUGAGUGAGGUAGGGCAAAAAGGGACUCCAAUCUAAGGCUGUCUUUAAUGGCCCAACAAUUAUUCAGCUCUGCGAUUGUGAGGUGGAAUUUGCUGGACCAUCAAUUUAGCCAGCCCAAUUCGGUCUUGUACUGCUCCACAUGUGAAAAUUUUUGCAUGCCUUGCCACACCACCAGAGGGCGUCAUCCUGUGCUGAAAGGGGGAGGAAGCUGACGAUGAAGAGGCUGUUGAUCCUGCAAAGGUGUGAGCCGAUCGUGCGGUUCAGCUGCUGCAGCGUGCGCUACGGGGACUGCCGUCGGAACCAUGCAGCGAGUACUGGAGGCCACGCAGUUGAUGGAUGCCGAGAGUUCAUCGCUGAAGGGGAGGAGGGCACCAGUGGUGCUCUAAAGUGCGCCGCCUGCGGUUGCCACCGCAGCUUCCACCGCAGGGUUCAGGUGUAUGAGGUUGCAUGGGGUUAUGGAUCCGACACGUCGUCGACUGAGUAGAGAGGGGAGGUGCAAGCCACUUGGAGCUUGGAUUUGUGCUUCCUGCAGCGGCAAACGCCCAACAAUAUUGGCCCCCCUUCUUCUCUGUCUCCGGUGACAAGCUGACCGGUGGAUGUAUAGGAGCCUUUUGUGAUUGUUUGUAGCUCCGUACGCCCUGAUUUGACACGUCGGAAUUCUUACCUAAAGUUUCUUUGUCUGCUAUGCUACACCCGUGUAUUGUAUUCUGAGUGAAGUAUACAUGAGAUGAGAGUUCAAACUAUCUAUGUAUUCUUUCCACCUG
Molecule: messenger RNA, 1291 nt
Organism: Zea mays
Lineage: Eukaryota; Viridiplantae; Streptophyta; Magnoliopsida; Poales; Poaceae
Biological process (GO): regulation of DNA-templated transcription; regulation of developmental process
Cellular component (GO): nucleus
Molecular function (GO): transcription cis-regulatory region binding; DNA-binding transcription factor activity
Source: RefSeq, marked validated